AUGGAUCUAUCAGACGUUAGCGCUAUGCUCGACCAAGCCGAAUCGACAUCGUCUCCGACUAAUGCUGGUAUUAUGGCGGCCCUAGAGCACGUGGUUGGGCGGCUGCACAGUAUUGAGGCAGCCGUCAACGAGCUGUUAAGCGGUCUGAGCUGCGGUCGUCCCGUACUUUCUGCCCUGUGGCAGACAACAGCGACGGUCACAAUACGUCGCGGUGCAGCCGCUUCGCCGAUCCGGUUGCUAAAAGCAUGCAGGUGGUGA
Haemonchus placei is the source of this 258-nucleotide messenger RNA. NCBI's taxonomy places the organism in Eukaryota, Metazoa, Nematoda, Chromadorea, Rhabditida, Trichostrongylidae. The record is from the annotation of a GenBank genome assembly.